AUGCCUACUAACAGUAGUGGCUUUUUCGCGUCCCGACAGGCGUGCUACGCGGUGAUCGUGCUUCUCGCCGCCGUGCUCGCGAGCGGCAGUGUCGCUGUCGCAGCCCCUCGAAAGGAAGCAGCCCAGAGCUAUCGAUGCAGCGCAAAUCCCGCGGUGGCGUCGGUGACUCCCAAGUACGCGAACCGGUUCUUCCGGCUGAUCAGCACCCUCUUUGACGCGGCGACGGGGAACGUCGCAACCGACCUUUUCGCCGGUCGCAACUGGGUCGAGGAUUCGCGCCUCGCGCCGGUUCUCGCGCUGCGCUCCGAAGGCAAAUGCAAGUCAUCAUGGGCCAUCACAGCAGUGAGCGCAGUGGAAAUGGCGUACGCGUUAGUAGCUGCCUCGACGCCCUCCAUGGAUCCCCCCCAGCGCAUAUCAGUACAGCAGGUACUGGACUGCAGGAACAGCAGCAGCACCUGUGCCGCGGGCGGGUGGCCCACGGCAGCGCUGGACUACAUGGUGGAUGCAACAACGCAGUGGGGGGGGCUCGCAUGUGAGGCUGGGUACGCGUACUCGCAGAAGGACGGCAAAUGCAACCGGGGAAAGGCGAAGCAGCAGGCGACGGCCAUGGGCAUCACGGGGUACGACCAGGUGGACUUCUACGGCUGGCUCGGCCUGCUGCUCGCUGUCAACGUUCAACCCACCAUUGCAUUCGUGCGAGGCUCCUACCCCUCCUUUCAAACCUACACAAAUGGCAUAUACUGGGACCAGGGGUGUGCAGCAGCGGGGGUGGUGGAUCACAGCGUGGUGGUGAUGGGCUACAGCAUCUCCUCAGACGGGGCUUACUGGAUCAUCCGCAACUCCUGGGGAAGCAAGUGGGGCAUGCAGGGCUACAUGCAAAUGGCCUUUGGGGGAGGCACGGGUAUCUGUGGCAUUCACUCGGUGCCAGCCAUCUACCCCGUUAUUAAGACGCCCUCGCCGUGCCUGUCACCGCAGAACCCAUGUGGGGGAGGCACAUGCGAGGACGCAGGGAACGGUGACUACACAUGCACAUGCCUGGAUCCGCUCUUCAUUGCCGUUGCUGACAAGGGCGGCGACCAGACGUGUGUGUUCGCUGACGUGUGCAGCAUGCAGGACGACAAUCCGUGUGCGGUCGGCACGUGCAUCAACGACAAUGCGGGCGGCUUCUUUUGUCUCUGUCCGACGGGAUUCGAACAGGGGUACCGGCCCAACGGCGCUCACACAUGCGUCCCAACCAUCUACCCCAGCUACACCGUCUCCUUCCCGAUAGACAUUGACUGCCCGCUCGUCUACCAGCUCUACGGCCUCACAGAAGAGGCCUUCCUCGCUCAGAACCUGCAGCUGAAUAUGGAGCACUGCUACACCAUCCCGGCCAACACGCAAGUGAGCGUGGCGCCGCCCCUCAUGGGGGCAGUGCACUGUGUGCUAUACUACUCGUGGACUUCCCAGGACACGUGUGAAUGCGUGGCCGACAAUUUCUGGCUGACAGUGGACGAUCUGCUGGCGCUCAACCCGGGGAUCAAUUGCACAGAUAGCACCGUUUGGAACGCUCCAUGCGUGAACCAGCAGCUGUGUGUGGCGAAGGGCAGCGGUGGAAGCGACCUACCCAAGCUGCCCAUGUGCACGAAUUGGUACACGGUGCAGUCGGGGGAUACGUGUGAGAGCAUCAUGAAGGAUUACGCCCUCAACCAAACCGCCUUCUUCUCACUCAACCCGGGGGUGGGCUGCGACAGCCUCUUCCCCUCCGUCGGGGGCGGUGCCUUCGGCUGGAGUGGCGACGGCGUGCAGGUGUGUGUGGAUGCCUACCUCGCGGAUCCAUCCAGUCCGCUCAAACCUCGCUCAGUCCGCGAGCUUCCCUCCACUUCCCCGCUCCUCCCCUCCUCUCUCUCCUCUCCAUCCUCCUCCUUCUCUCCCUCAUCCUCUUCGUUCCCAACACGAGGGAGAUUGCUCGGCCUUAGCACCACCUCCCACCCAUCACCAGCCUCCAUGCCUCGCCUCCCAACCCUCAUCCCGUCUCACGCCGACCAACCAAUGAGAGGCCGCCAGCUGGCGGUGACGAAGCGGCGGUGCCUGGCGUUCUACUCGGUGACGCGGGGGGACUUCUGUGCGCGCAUCAUAUCGCUCAAGUUCCAGAACAGUGCGCGGAAGAUGGCGGAGCUGAACAACGGAUACGUGUGCAACAAUGACCGGCUCUACGUGGGGCUGUCGCUUUGCACGCGGAGGUAG
Closterium sp. Naga37s-1 is the source of this 2226-nucleotide messenger RNA. NCBI's taxonomy places the organism in Eukaryota, Viridiplantae, Streptophyta, Zygnematophyceae, Desmidiales, Closteriaceae. The record is from the annotation of a GenBank genome assembly.